Ochlerotatus camptorhynchus is the source of this 782-nucleotide messenger RNA. Its product is annotated as SOSS complex subunit B homolog. Lineage: Eukaryota; Metazoa; Arthropoda; Insecta; Diptera; Culicidae. The transcript has 2 exons. Gene Ontology annotation, cellular component: SOSS complex. Gene Ontology annotation, molecular function: DNA binding. Gene Ontology annotation, biological process: response to ionizing radiation; double-strand break repair via homologous recombination; mitotic cell cycle checkpoint signaling. Bases 141 to 782 code for a protein of 213 amino acids. The record is from RefSeq and is a predicted model, not a curated record.
AAUUUGGCUGAGGCGACAUCUUAUCCAUUUGACAGGUCUUCUGCUCGAUUCGAAUUCAGGCUCUUAAACAAAACAAUCUCAAGCCCAGCACCACUCGCAGUUAUCUUUCAUACAUUACAUUAAACUUUGACUGUUGAAUUAUGGCUUUGCCACCACACAGCACAAUUGAAAUAAUUGCCAUUAAGGACAUCUACCCGGGCCUCAAGAAUGUAAAUGUGAUUUUUAUUGUCCUUGAUGUAGGACCCGUUACAUUGACGAAGGAGAACCGAGAAGUACGUACUUUCAAGGUCGCAGACCAGAGUGCCGCAAUAAACGUGUCCGUUUGGGACGAACCUGGUAAACUACUGAUGCCGGGAGAUAUCGUGCGGUUAACGAAAGGAUACGCAGCCGUUUGGCGCCAAUGCUUAACUCUAUACUCCGGAAAAAAUGGCGAAAUACAUCGGUUGGGAGAUUUCUGUUUCACCUUCAAUGAAAUGAUUAAUAUGAGCGAACCGAAUCCAACUCUGGCGGUGGGCAAUGCUCCGAUUCAUGGAAAUGGUGUAGCGGCUACCAACACUGCUGGAGCUAAAGGUGGACGACAGCCGGUUACAACUGAAGCUGGACCGCCACAAGUCAUGGCGGGAGCGGGGGCAGGUGGAGCUGGAGGAGCAAAAGGAGCUCAACAGACAGCACGAUUUUCAUCCGGUGGAGCUGAGCAGAACAAGUCUUCACCAAAAAACGCUCCACGGACGGGCAGAAGUGGUCAGGCAAAGGGUUCUGCAUCGAAAGCUGAGAGGAGAUAA